CACGGCGUGGGCGGCUCGCUGGCCAUCUGGAAGGCGCAGCUGGACUUUUUCGUGCACCUGGGCUACGAGGUGGUGGCGCCCGACCUGGCCGGCCACGGGGCCAGCUCGGCGCCGCAGGUGGCAGCUGCCUACACUUUCUACGCGCUGGCCGAGGACAUGCGGGCCAUCUUCAAACGCUACGCCAAGAAGCGCAACGUGCUGAUCGGGCACUCCUACGGCGUCUCCUUCUGCACCUUCCUGGCCCACGAGUACCCGGACCUGGUACACAAAGUGAUCAUGAUCAAUGGUGGCGGCCCCACGGCCCUGGAGCCCAGCAUCUGCUCCAUCUUCAAUAUGCCGGCGUGCGUCCUGCACUGCCUGUCGCCCUGCCUGGCCUGGAGCUUCCUCAAGGCCGGCUUUGCGCGCCAAGGGGCCAAGGAGAAGCAGCUGCUGAAGGAGGGCAACGCGUUCAACGUGUCGUCCUUCGUGCUGCGGGCCAUGAUGAGUGGCCAGUACUGGCCCGAGGGCGACGAAGUCUACCACGCUGAGCUCACCGUCCCCGUGCUGCUUGUCCAUGGCAUGCACGACAAAUUUGUGCCCGUGGAGGAGGACCAGCGCAUGGCUGAGAUCCUGUUGCUGGCCUUCCUGAAGCUCAUCGACGAGGGCAGCCACAUGGUGAUGCUGGAGUGCCCCGAGACGGUGAACACGCUGCUGCACGAGUUCCUGCUCUGGGAGCCCGAGCCCUUGCCGGUGGGGUCGGGCAUGCGCAGGAGGAGCCUGGUCUGCUUCCGGCCUGCGAGCUCAGCUUCGUGCGGUCCUGUAGCUGGGCCCACGGAGAAAGACCGUGUACAGAAGCCCCGCCGCUCUGUCUUCCGUGUCACCUGUGCUUGUCCUGGGGCCCUCCUCGGAGGUCCUGCCCCGUUGCCCGAGACCCGCACCCCUGCCCUACUCCUCGACGCUAGGAGCUAUUGUUGCCCAAGGGUGGAGGGUCUGAUGCCGCCGAACCUGCACAUCCCAACUUUACUGGGGUGUCUGAACUUCACACUGGGGCCCGUUCCCUUCGAAAUUUCCCUUUCCCCGCUGGCUUGA
Molecule: messenger RNA, 1068 nt
Organism: Fukomys damarensis (Damara mole-rat)
Lineage: Eukaryota; Metazoa; Chordata; Mammalia; Rodentia; Bathyergidae
Gene: Abhd8
Product: abhydrolase domain containing 8
Exons: 6
Molecular function (GO): catalytic activity
Source: RefSeq, a predicted model, not a curated record